AUGGCGAGAACCAACCAGUGGUUGGGCACAAAACCCGCAGGCGCGCGUCGCGUCGACGCGUCGCGCGAGGCCACGCGAGGCGCGCCUGAUUGGCGCUUGAUUGGCGCCUGGCCGUCCAGAAAUUGCCUCAGGUCUGUGGCACCACUUGCAGCUCGUGCGGCCCUUCCGCAAGCAGCGGCUCUGGCUGUACAUGCCAGGCCGGUUCGUGCCAAUGCGCGAACUGUCCCAACAAGGCCCACUCUUCUUCGUGCACCUGCAAAGGUGAAAGCCAGAGCUGCGCUUGAUAUAAACCGAGUGUGA
Molecule: messenger RNA, 300 nt
Organism: Peniophora sp. CBMAI 1063
Lineage: Eukaryota; Fungi; Basidiomycota; Agaricomycetes; Russulales; Peniophoraceae
Source: the annotation of a GenBank genome assembly